CAGCAGAAGCAGCAGCGUCGUCGGUGCGAAUUUCUGUUUCGUUCGUUUGUCUAUAAACUGCGGUACGCCCUUAUGUUGGCCAACAUUCGCGCUUGUGAUACCGAAACAUAACAUACCCAACAAGACCCUCAUUGGGCGUAAUAUGUGAAGAAAAGUCUGACCUUCACACACCAUACAUAAUACAUACAUACAUACAUACACACACAUCCAUAGAAAUAAUUUGCACAAUUCUUGCCAACAAAUACAACGAAUAAACACACAAAAGUUCCUAAAUCAAAGUCACAUUUUGUGCACAAAAUACAACAAGUUCCUAUCAACAACAACAACAACAACAGCAACAAAACAGCGAAAAUGACAGCAAUGGGAUUACUUUUGCUAUCAAUGAUGGGUUACAGCCAGCAUAUGCAGCAGGUUGGUGGUCCAGACGGCGGCAGCGGUUCGCGUCUCUAUUCACGUCAGGAUUGGGGCGCCCGUCUGGCAAAGCAAGUGGAGCAUUUCCCCGGACCGGCACCAUAUGUAAUCAUUCAUCAUUCGUAUAUACCAGCCGCCUGCUUUACCACAGAAGAUUGUAUGAAGAGUAUGCGGAGCAUGCAGGACUUCCAUCAAUUGGAACGUGGUUGGAACGAUAUUGGCUAUAGCUUUGGCAUUGGUGGAGACGGCAUGAUCUAUACGGGACGUGGCUUCAACACAAUUGGUGCCCAUGCUCCCAAAUACAAUGACAAGAGUGUGGGCAUUGUUCUCAUUGGCGACUGGAGAACUGAAUUGCCCCCACAAAAUAUGCUGCAAGCAGCCAAGGAUCUAAUUGCUUUCGGUGUGGCCAAGGGUUACAUUGAUCCGGCCUACAAGCUGUUGGGCCAUAGGCAAGUUCGUGACACUGAAUGCCCCGGUGGCAGACUGUUCGAGGAGAUAUCUUCCUGGCCACAUUUCACAAUUCUCAACACAACCGCAACGGAUGUGAAAUCAACGCAAGCAGCCGUACAGAAAGUUUAGUUUUGAAACAAAACAAACCAAACAAACAACAAAUAAUUCAACAACAGAAGCUACAAACAACGAGUUUUUUACAUUGUCAAGGAGCUUAUCCAGUAUUUAUAAACACAUACACACACAAAAUAAAACAAUUACUAGCAAAUAAUACUA
Molecule: messenger RNA, 1137 nt
Organism: Drosophila willistoni
Lineage: Eukaryota; Metazoa; Arthropoda; Insecta; Diptera; Drosophilidae
Gene: PGRP-LB
Product: peptidoglycan-recognition protein LB
Exons: 3
Coding region: 352-990 (212 amino acids)
Biological process (GO): innate immune response; peptidoglycan catabolic process
Molecular function (GO): N-acetylmuramoyl-L-alanine amidase activity; zinc ion binding; peptidoglycan binding
Source: RefSeq, a predicted model, not a curated record